AUGUUCAGCAGCAACAAGAUCUUCGCCGUGUGCAUCGCCGUCGUGGUGUUAUCCAGUGGCAUACACGCUGAGAAGGAAGUCGCCGAGACGUUUGGCCGUUACCACAACCAUGGCUUGGGUGUGGUUGUUGGCGGCGGUGUCGGUGGAGGUGUUGGUGUCAGAGGCGGUGUCGGUGUUGGCGGAGGUGUCGGUGUUGGCGGUGGUGUUGGCGUCGGUGUCGGCGGCGGUGUCAGAGGCGGUGUUGGUGUAAACACCGGUGUCAACGGUGGUAUCGGUGGUGGUGUUGGCGUCGGUGUCGGCGGGGGUGUCAGAGGCGGUGUCGGUGUUGGCGGAGGUGUCGGUGUUGGCGGAGGUGUCGGUGUUGGCGGUGGUGUAAGUGGCGGUGUCGGUGUCAAUGGUGGUGUCGGUGUUGGCGGGGGUGUCGGUGUCGGCGGCGGUGUCAGAGGCGGUGUCGGUGUUGGCGGAGGUGUCGGUGUUGGCGGUGGUGUAAGUGGCGGUGUCGGCGGUGGUGUUGGCGUCGGUGUCGGCGGCGGUGUCAGAGGCGGUAUUGGUGUAAACACCGGUGUCAACGGUGGUAUCGGUGGUGGUGUUGGCGUCGGUGUCGGCGGGGGUGUCAGAGGCGGUGUCGGUGUUGGCGGGGGUGUCGGUGUCGGCGGCGGUGUCAGAGGUGGUGUCGGUGUUGGCGGAGGUGUCGGUGUUGGCGGAGGUGUCGGUGUUGGCGGUGGUGUAAGUGGCGGUGUCGGCGGUGGUGUUGGCGUCGGUGUCGGCGGCGGUGUCAGAGGCGGUGUUGGUGUAAACACCGGUGUCAACGGUGGUAUCGGUGGUGGUGUUGGCGUCGGUGUCGGCGGGGGUGUCAGAGGCGGUGUCGGUGUUGGCGGUGGUGUAAGUGGCGGUGUCGGUGUCAAUGGUGGUGUCGGUGUUGGCGGGGGUGUCGGUGUUGGCGGUGGUGUAAGUGGCGGUGUCGGCGGUGGUGUUGGCGUCGGUGUCGGCGGCGGUGUCAGAGGCGGUGUUGGUGUAAACACCGGUGUCAACGGUGGUAUCGGUGGUGGUGUUGGCGUCGGUGUCGGUGUUGGCGGAGGUGUCGGUGUUGGCGGUGGUGUAAGUGGCGGUGUCGGUGUCAAUGGUGGUGUCGGUGUCGGCGGCGGUGUCAGAGGCGGUGUUGGUGUAAACACCGGUGUCAACGUUGGUAUCGGUGGUGGUGUUGGCGUCGGUGUCGGCAGGGGUGUCAGAGGCGGUGUCGGUGUUGGCGGAGGUGUCGGUGUUGGCGGUGGUGUAAGUGGAGGUGUCGGUGUCAAUGGUGGUGCCGGUGUUGGCGUCGGUGUCGGUGUCGGCGGGGGUGUCAGAGGCGGUGUCGGUGUUGGCGGAGGAGUCGGUGUUGGCGGUGGUGUAAGUGGCGGUGUCGGUGUCAAUGGUGGUGUCGGUGUUGGCGUCGGUGUCGGUGUCGGCGGCGGUGUCAGAGGUGGUGUCGGUGUUGGCGGAGGUGUCGGUGUUGGUGGCGGGGUCGGCGGUGGUGUAAGUGGCGGUGUCGGCGGUGGUAUUGGCGUCGGUGUCGGCGGCGGUGUCAGAGGCGGUGUUGGUGUAAACACCGGUGUCAACGGUGGUAUCGGUGGUGGUGUUGGCGUCGGUGUCGGUGUUGGCGGAGGUGUCGGUGUUGGCGGUGGUGUAAGUGGCGGUGUUGGUGUAAACACCGGUGUCAACGGUGGUAUCGGUGGUGGUGUUGGCGUCGGUGUCGGUGUUGGCGGAGGUGUCGGUGUUGGCGGUGGUGUAAGUGGCGGUGUCGGUGUCAAUGGUGGUGUCGGUGUUGGCGGGGGUGUCGGUGUUGGCGGGGGUGUCGGUGUCGGCGGCGGUGUCAGAGGCGGUGUCGGUGUUGGCGGAGGUGUCGGUGUUGGCGGUGGUGUAAGUGGCGGUGUCGGCGGUGGUGUUGGCGUCGGUGUCGGUGUCAGAGGCGGUGUUGGUGUUGGCGGAGGUGUCGGUGUUGGCGGAGGUGUCGGUGUUGGUGGCGGGGUCGGAUAUCCAGGUGCGUCGACUGGUGGUGCAGCGGCUGCGUCGACUGGUGGUGCAGCGGCUGCGUCGGCAAGCGCCACAGCGAGUGCUUCUGCGAACACUAGAGCUGGAGAUGGAGCCACGUACCGCAAGCUUCGCUCGGCGGCGUAA
Messenger RNA from Peronospora farinosa, 2154 nucleotides. Lineage: Eukaryota; Oomycota; Peronosporomycetes; Peronosporales; Peronosporaceae. The record is from the annotation of a GenBank genome assembly.